CAAAAUAAAAAUAGCCAUUUUGUAUAAACACUAGAAAAGUAGAAACUGUUUUCUCUAUUUAUUUAUUGGUGCUUGAUCAUCGCAAACGUUUUCUUAUUGGUCAGAAAUACAAAAUUAACCAAUAAUGGAUCGAAAUCGUUAAUUAUUUUCAUUGAUAAAUAGUUGACUCUCCACCGUCUCGAAUUGACACAAAUUUAUUUGUCAAAAUACUGUAUAAACAUAAUUGCCUUAAUCUCCGUUGUUUCUCUUAUGUUAUCACCUAUUUACCCUGAUUUGUUUUGUCUGUUUUAUAUAAUCCUUUUAAGUACUGAUCGUACUUUAAAUGUGUUACAAACAUACCUCCUUGGUUGCACAGUGAACUACGACCUAAUCCUAGCGUUACGUUCUUGACCUUAUGCUAUUCGUGGUUCGAUGCAUAUUUGUUGUGUAACAACGCCAAAAUUUAAAGAAGAAUGGUGCCAAGUUGCACAUCGUCAGUCUUUCCUUGAAGGCGUUAAUAAAAUCAUCAUCUUUAAACAAAUGGUGUUUCAGUGCGAUCUGUCAAAAUUCUAAUUGGAAUCGAAUUAAAAAUUCCUUGUUUUUGCAUCAUUAAGACUAGUCACUGUUGAGGACAUUUCUUACCUACAUAUUUGUGUGUACUCAAUAAAAAAGAAACGUUAAUCAGCGACUGUGCCAACAAAACCUUACAAGAGUAAGAAUCUCUCAAAAUGAGAACCUCAUAGUGAUAAGUAGUGAUUAUCACUUAACAUAAUCUAUGGUACAAUGAGUGAGGAGUUGAAAAAUGAGGGCCACAAGAAAAGUCAACCGCUGGCUGCCAACAACGAGGCAGCCCUACUGGGAGCUGAGUGUGGGACUCACACCGACAUCUCUACAAACACAUCACAGACUAAUGUCUCACAGGUGAAAUCAAGCUCAGCUCCAUCGGAGACCAACAAAUGGAGAUGUGAGCUUUGUACCUAUGAGAACUUUCCUCUCUCACGCAAGUGUACAAUGUGCCGCACACCCAAGCCCAGCCUGGGGGAGGACAUCUUCAAACUACAAGAUGGAGCGAGUGCUCUGCCCACGCAGGAAAUAUGUGGAGCUGAGGCUGUAGCGGAGAGACUGAAGCCUUUGCGUAUAUCGUCGCCCCAAGGACAGGCCGGAGCCUCCGCCGUCGCGAAGUGGUCCUGUCCUACUUGUACCUACGAGAACUGGCCUCGUUCCCUGAAGUGUGCCAUGUGCGGCGCUCCGCCCCCACAUGGACAUGUUACAGUCACCAGGCAUAACACAGGUUCUCUGGAGGGCGGCGGCACGGGGGCCGAGGACAACGCGCGGCGCAAGAGGAGACACGCGGACUGGAUCUGGCUGCAGGCGUGUCUCGGAGUGGUGGAGGGAGACGCGCACUGCGUGGAGGCCUACCUGUCAUCGGGAGGCGACCCAGCGAGGGCGCUCACACAUCAGGAGGUAGCGCUGCUCAACCGCGCCUCCGCCUUCGACGCCGGACACACGCUGGUACACCUCGCUAUACGGUUCCAGAGACAAGAGAUUCUGUCGACGCUGCUGUCCCGGAUAUCUGGCGGCGGACCGGGACUCAAGAGGUCGCCCUCGUAUGUCGCUCCCGAUUUGGCAACGGCUAUAAGGAGACACAUCGCGGGCUGCAUUCGACAGAAAAAGGGGAACUUCCCGUGUCGCUACAUCAACGAGUUCUGUACGUUCUCGCUCCCGGCCGAGAUCGAAGAGCUGCCGGGAGCGAUCCAGGAGCAGCUGUUCUCUGAGCUGUUGGAUCGGGACGCUCAGCACACGCUGGAAGGCGAGCCUCCUCUCAGUCGCUGGGGCGGACCUCGGCUACUUGCGCUGUGGAACCGCUCGGCCGGCGACUGUCUCCCGGAUGCCGUGUGUCAGGCGGCCUACGGAGUAUUCGACCGACGGAACGUGCUGCGGGCGGCGCUCGCUGACUCGCUGCAGAACGCCCAUCGCGCCUUCUACACACGCUGGGCGGCGGCGGAGCGACUUCAGGCCGCCCAGCUGCACUAUGCUCCCGAGGAGCCACAGCUGAGAGCGGAGUGGGCGCGCCUCGUGGCCGCAGCCGCCCGCCCCGGCACCGCCCUCCACCAGCUGCACGUGUUCGUGUUGGCUCACGUCAUGCGUCGCCCCAUAGUUGUGUACGGCGUUGACGUCGUCAACUCCUUCCGCGGCGAGGCGCUCGGAUACGCCCGUUUCCAGGGCAUCUACCUCCCGCUGCUGUGGGAGCCGGAGUUUUGCUCCAAGUCUCCGUUGUGCCUGGGCUACACGCGCGGCCACUUCUCGGCGCUGGUGUCCGUGGAGCCGUACUCUCAGCGCGACCACUACAUCUGCCGCGAACCUGCCGACGACGGCGAGGACGUCACCUACUUGCCGUUGACGGACGCUGAGGGCAAACUGCUGCCCGUGCACUUCCUCACCGUGGACGAGCUGGCCGCCGAGGAGGCGCUAGUGCGGCGCUGGACCGGAGCCCGGGGAGGCGCGGCGGCCGGCGGGGCGGGCGGGGCCCUCGCUGCCGAGCAGCGCCUGCACGCGCGGCCCCUGCUGCAAGCGCAGAUGCUGGAGGAGUGGCUCAACCACUACCGCCGCCUCGCACAGCAGACCCGCGCUCCGUUCCCGCCGCGAUUGCAAGCCGAAUUCUCCAGCGACGCUGACACGGACGACGAGUAGUCCCCUCCCCGCUUCCCUCCUCACCUGGUCUCUUUACCCCCCCCCCCUUCCCCGUCCCGUCUUGUUUAAUCGUCCUAUUUUACGCAGUAGUGGGACUCAUUCCUCGUUCGCCUUCCGUCUAGGCUCAGUUAUAUCGCUUAGAAUUCUGCGGCUUCUAAAUCGUAGGACGUAUGAACUUGAAAAAAAUUGUGAUAUUUGCUCAUUUUCUAUGAAAUUCUAAAAAUUAUCGAAUAUGUAAGGACCGUUAAGAUCGAUGAUAAGAUGUAGGACGUCGAGUUGGACCAUGAGUAAGACUAGCUUAAGAUGGACGCCGACACGCUCACACACACCGCUGACUUGUCCUUGAUGUUUAUAAUAGACAGAUACUUACCUUUUUAAAUAUUAAUGCUAAUCUAGAAAAAAUUUUGAGGCAUCCGCAAAUACAUACAACAUAUAUUUUAUAAAUAAAGUCGUCUGUCAUCUCACUGUAUGGUUUUAUAUUUUUAGAGUCGUAUUUAAUAUUUUGGUUAACUCCGGCUUUUUACGUGUCGUACUUGAAGCAUUACUGUCAUAAUAUUUUUUCGCGGCUACAUCACUAAUAUUAUUUAUAACUUAUUGUAGAUAGUCGGACACUAUGCCGGGCACACACGUUACUGUAUACUUGAGUAACUCCAGACUUGCACAAAUAAACUUAUUUCAGAGGUGACCACAAUCGGCUCAAAUAUGCUUGCACAAAUGGUAUUUCGGUGAUGCUUGUACAUGUGUACAUUCAAGAUGCGUACAUUCAUUCAUUAUGCUACGGAAAGGAAGUAGUUGCCUUUAUUUUAGCGACAAAAAAACUGAAAAUUCAGAAGAGACAGAAUUAUAUGAACUAAAGACUGGUUCAUUUUUUUUUGUCCUUGUGGUGAUAUUUUUUAGUUUUUAUUUGCCAAUGACAUGGCUUAUUCCUCUAUAAACUUAUUAAUACUUCUAUUAUAGCGAAAACUCCAUGCUCCAUGCACUCGAUAGUGUCAUUCAUUGGCGCGAAAGGACUUACACAUGUAGGUCGUUAAAGGUAGGUUGCUACCACACACGUUCAUGUAAAAUUGCGCGAACGCCAUAUUGCACAAGUUGGGAAUUGAAAUUUGGAACUCUUCAACAACUUGUGCAUGUCGAAUAUAUUGCACAGUAUUCUAGUACACGUUACAGUUUAUUUGUGCAAGUCCUAACUUGCAAUGUGUGGCCGGCAUUAAAUAGAUUUAAAUUUGAAUUUGCAACGGUUUUGAUCUUAAUCCAACGAAUGUUUUAAUAAUAAAGAAAAUUACAGUAAAAAUAUCAAAAUACUUAAACAAAUAUACUUAACUACAAGUCUCAGCAACAAAAAGUACAUUAUUGUAUUUAAUAAUUAUUUUCCCGAUGUGCUAAAAAUAUAAAGUAUUAUCAACAUAACCUCCGACGUGACCACUGGUUGGAACGUUUAUGUAAUUUUUUAUCUGUGCUCUUUAUAUACAUAGUUAAGACUUUCGUUGAAGUAUACUGCGCCUGUUCUUUUAGGACUAAUUAAAUGGAUGUAAGAAGGCAGAGUCUAUUGAAUUAAAUAUAUGACGACACUGUACAGAGAGUAUAAGCUAAUAUUUAUUAUAUUUUCGGUUAUUGUAAAUAGAUAAAAUUGUUUUUGUGUAUAUUGAUUAUAUAUAGUGUACAGGUCUCGAGGGUGUAGCUGGGUAUAGUAUCACGUAGGAAGACCCGUGCUACAAGAUCGCUUCUAUGGUCAAGUAUAAUGAUUCUUCUGAGUCUCGUUUCAUUUAUCGAAUUUUAUAUUUAAGAUCUAUAGAGUAAAUAUAGUUUGCUGUAGACGUACAUCGAACAACUUUAAUAGUCUAUAGUGAAUCGCACCGUUCCAGCUACAUUAAUAUUUUUGUUAGUUAUUUUUUUAUGCUUUGUUAGUUUCACAAAUUAUUGUAUAACUUCGGGAGGGUUUAUUAUCACGAGUUUUUAUUGUAACUGUUUGGUUUUGUUUUUCAUCAAGACGUACAAUUUAAUUUUAAAUUAUGUACUUCUAAUACCUACAAAAAUUAAUCAAUAAAAGCACUUACUUUGUGAAGCGUU
Danaus plexippus (monarch butterfly) is the source of this 4737-nucleotide messenger RNA. It is a transcript of the gene trbd, whose product is annotated as ubiquitin thioesterase trabid-like. Lineage: Eukaryota; Metazoa; Arthropoda; Insecta; Lepidoptera; Nymphalidae. Gene Ontology annotation, biological process: protein deubiquitination involved in ubiquitin-dependent protein catabolic process; positive regulation of Wnt signaling pathway; cytoskeleton organization. The record is from RefSeq and is a predicted model, not a curated record. Gene Ontology annotation, cellular component: nucleus; cytoplasm. Gene Ontology annotation, molecular function: cysteine-type deubiquitinase activity; K63-linked polyubiquitin modification-dependent protein binding. Bases 763 to 2670 code for a protein of 635 amino acids. The transcript is spliced from 13 exons.